This is a messenger RNA of Alternaria infectoria, 906 nucleotides long. RefSeq lists its product as uncharacterized. The record is from RefSeq and is a predicted model, not a curated record. NCBI's taxonomy places the organism in Eukaryota, Fungi, Ascomycota, Dothideomycetes, Pleosporales, Pleosporaceae. The transcript has 2 exons. Bases 1 to 906 code for a protein of 301 amino acids.
AUGGCAAAGCUCACUGAUCUAUCCAACGAAUUGCUCUAUUCUAUUGUCGCACAUCUUGAGACCGGUCGCUGGUCGGAUGUCAGAGCACUAUGGCAAUUAUGCAAAACAUCCCGCGCGCUGGCAGCUGUUGCGCAACCAGCGCUCUACACCUGCGUGGUACUAGGACAGUCGAUGCCCGAGACCAUGAGAUCUCUUGAGCUCUUCUUGCGGACCUGUGUCGAACGCCCCAAGCUCGCAAAGAAGACGCGAUCGCUCACUUUACAUUACCAUCGACCAGCCCCGUACAAAGGACCCGACCUUAUGCGCCAUCCCACUUUCUCAGAAUUCUCGAAAUUAUGGCAAGUUCAGAAUUUCGAUAGCGAACGGAACGUGUUGUAUCAGACGCUUGUGUUAUACACACUUCUUUGUCUGCCCAAUCUACGGCAUCUUCGUAUGGAUACACACAAUCUGCCUCCUCGCGGACUGCUGCAAGGGAUGCAUGCGAUGAGAGCUUCGAGUGACGCCUUCCUCGCUAGGUUGGAGACGUUCCAUUUUGCGGAGUUUCAAGAAGACAUGGAACAGCACGGCGAAGACUCAUUCCACUACGUGUACCCCUCGUUCCGCGAUUUCGAGAUGUUGUCGCACAUAACGAUGCAAUUCGGCAAACUUACCAAACUUUGCCACCUACCGGAGUCGUUGAAAUGUCUCAAGUUGCAGGAUUGCCAUUUCGACGUCGACUUGAGUGAAGACUGCCUUCGUGGUAUGCUUAAGCUCAAGGACACAUGGUGUCCGCUGAUCGAGCAUCUGUCUCUUCAAGGUUUCAAUGUAUCAGAAGCCAUCGACAUGAUACGGGAGGUUGCGAGAUCCGUGGAUUUGCGGAUCUUUGAGUCACUUGGCAAAGGUCUUGUCUCGUUCUCCAGCCUCUGA